This is a messenger RNA of Capsella rubella, 1002 nucleotides long. Its product is annotated as gibberellin 2-beta-dioxygenase 1. Gene Ontology annotation, biological process: gibberellin catabolic process; response to light stimulus. Bases 1 to 1002 code for a protein of 333 amino acids. The record is from RefSeq and is a predicted model, not a curated record. NCBI's taxonomy places the organism in Eukaryota, Viridiplantae, Streptophyta, Magnoliopsida, Brassicales, Brassicaceae. The transcript is spliced from 3 exons.
AUGGCGGUCUUGUCUAAACCGGCCACAGAACCAAAAUCCGAGCUUUCGCCUAUCCCGGUUAUAGAUAUCUCUGACCCAGAAUCCAAAGAUGCCCUCGUCAAAGCCUGCGAAGACGUUGGAUUUUUCAAGGUGAUCAACCAUGGCGUUCCCGCAGAGCUAGUCUCUCUUUUGGAACACGAGACCGUGGAGUUCUUCUCGUUGCCCAAGUCAGAGAAAACCCAAGUCGCAGGUUAUCCCCAUGGAUACGGACACAGUAAGAUUGGUCAGAACGGCGACGUGGGCUGGGUUGAGUAUUUGCUGAUGAAUGCUGAUCUUGAUUCCGGUUCGGCUCCACUCUUUCUGGGUCUUUCGAAAAACCCGGAAACUUUCAGAAACGCACUGGAAGAGUACAUAACAUCAGUGAGAAGGAUGACGCUCCAUGUCUUGGAGAUGAUAGCAGAUGGGCUAGGAAUUAAACAGAUAAACGCACUUAGCAAGCUCGUGUCUGACCAAAAGACAGAUUCGAUACUGAGACUUAACCACUAUCCACCAUGUCCUCUAAUCAAAAAGAAGUCCAAUGGUGUGAUCGGUUUUGGUGAACACACAGAUCCUCAAAUCAUCUCUGUCUUGAGAUCUAACAACACUUGUGGCCUCCAAAUCAAUCUAACAGAUGGCUCUUGGAUCUCUGUCCCUCCCGAUCAUUCUUCCUUCUUCUUCAACGUUGGUGACUCUCUCCAGGUGAUGACGAAUGGGAGGUUCAAGAGCGUGAGGCAUAGGGUUUUAGCCAACUGUAAGAAAUCUAGGGUUUCCAUGAUUUACUUCGCUGGACCUUCUUUGACUCAGAGAAUAGCUCCGUUGACUUGUCUUAUGGGCAAAGAUGAGGAGAUGUUGUACGAAGAGUUCACUUGGUCUGAGUACAGAUCCUCUGCCUACAACUCUAGACUGUCUGAUAAUAGGCUUCAACCAUUUGAAAAGAAGACUGUCAAACAUAAUACAUUAACUGUUAAAAAAAUGAUUAAAUGA